Messenger RNA from Trichomycterus rosablanca, 3843 nucleotides. RefSeq names its product slingshot protein phosphatase 2a (gene ssh2a). The transcript is spliced from 14 exons. The coding region runs from base 1 to 3363 and encodes 1120 amino acids. Gene Ontology annotation, molecular function: protein tyrosine/serine/threonine phosphatase activity; actin binding. Gene Ontology annotation, biological process: actin cytoskeleton organization; negative regulation of actin filament polymerization; protein dephosphorylation. NCBI's taxonomy places the organism in Eukaryota, Metazoa, Chordata, Actinopteri, Siluriformes, Trichomycteridae. Gene Ontology annotation, cellular component: cytoplasm. The record is from RefSeq and is a predicted model, not a curated record.
AUGACCCCGGGAGAAAGCCGGGCUGUACCGGAGAACUCGGCGGCCGCUGCUGUGUGUUCACGCUGCGCUGCUAAAAUCAUGCCCUACUUCACUGACAACGCCGUGGCUUCUCACAACCAGAUAAACCAGCUUAUCAACGAGAAUUUUCUCACAGUCAAAGGUGCUGCCCUCUUCUUACCCUGUGGAAAUGGUUCCCCCAACUCCUCCUUGCCCCGCAUCACACAGCGGAGGAACAAGCACACGGGCGACCUCCAGCAACACCUACAGACCAUGUUCACACUACUGCGGCCCGAGGACACCAUCCGCCUGGCGGUGCGACUGGAGAGUGCAUACCCUCAGUGUACACGCUAUAUGGUAGUGGUGUCCACCAAUGGUAGGCAGGACACAGAAGAGAGUGUGGUUCUUGGCAUGGACUUCACCAGCUCAGAUUGCAACCAGUGCACAGUUGGGCUGGUCCUGCCAUUGUGGAGUGACACUCUGAUUCACUUGGAUGGAGACGGGGGCUUCAGUGUGUCCACUGCCAACAGAAAUCAUAUAUUUAAACCUGUGUCCGUACAGGCCAUGUGGUCAUCACUGCAGUCAUUACACAAAGCAUGUGAAGUAGCACGGUGCCAUAAUUACUACCCUGGCAGUCUCUUCCUGACAUGGGUUAGUUAUUAUCAGACCAGGAUCACCUCUGAACAGCACUGCGUCAAUGAGUGGAACGCCAUGCGGGACGUGCAAUCACACAGAUCCGACUCGCCUGUACUCUUCACUGAUAUACCAACAGAAAGAGAGCGCACAGAACGGCUCAUUAAGACACGUCUGAGAGAGAUCAUGAUGCAGAAGGACUUGGAGAAUGUUACGUCUAAAGAGAUUCGUUCCGAGCUGGAGAUGCAGAUGGUGUGUAACCUGCGGGAGUUCAAAGAGUUCAUCGAUAACGAGAUGAUCGUCAUACUGGGCCAGAUGGACAGCCCAACAGAAAUAUUUGACCACGUCUUCUUGGGUUCGGAGUGGAAUGCGUCUAAUCUGGACGAGCUCCAAAGCAGUGGAGUACGUUACAUCCUGAACGUGACGCGAGAGAUUGAUAACUUCUUCCCUGGACUCUUCGAGUACCACAACAUCCGUGUGUAUGAUGAAGAGGCCACUAACCUGCUAGAGUACUGGAACGAUACCUACAAGUUUAUCUCCAAAGCCAAGAAAGCAGGGGUAAAGUGUCUGGUGCACUGUAAGAUGGGCGUGAGUCGUUCAGCUUCCACUGUGAUUGCAUACGCCAUGAAGGAGUACGGCUGGGACCUGGAUCGAGCGUACGAGCACGUCAAAGAGCGUCGCACUGUCACCAAACCCAACCCUUCUUUUAUGAAGCAGCUAGAGGAGUACCAGGGCAUCCUGCUGGCCAGCAAACAGAGGCACAAUAAGCUGUGGCGAUCGCACUCUGACAGCGACUUAUCAGAGCAGCAGGAGCCUGCGUGCAAGAGCCCACGUACACUGGGCCGAUCUGACCCACACAACCAACAGCACAAGCCCAACAUCGCUCGGUCCAUCCAUAACGUGCUUCAGAACAUCAACGGCUCACAGUCCGGCACAGACGACUCACAUAUCGAGCUCUCCAUUCGCUUCUCCACUGAGGAAAACCUCAAUUCAGAAUCGCCUACAACCGCUGUAGUGCCAGAGCAGACCUUACCCGAAAGCUCCUCUCUGAAAAUAUCAGUGCCUGUGCCCAUCACUCACUCUCAAUCUUCUCCACCCCCAGCUUCCUCCACUACAGAACCAUCUCCACCUGCACCCAAGCCAAAAACGGACUCAAAAACUGACAUUGAGCUGGGUCAGGGUGUACCCGCACCCAGUGACUCUUGGAAAAACUCUCAGUCAUUCAGGAACUGCAACUUGGCACUGCAUUUAAAUACUGUGAAUCAUUUAAACGAGACAGAUAACACUUUAGCAUCUCCAGGAUCUCCCAUGUCUAUCAGUCCCUCAGAAGCUCCCCAAGAACCAGAAAGUCUAUCUAGGAGAGGCUCUGAGAGCUGCUGUAGUGGAGAGACCAUUCAAAACACAGCAAACGCCAACUGGUCCAGCCUCAGCACCGAUAGCAUCGACUUCUUCAGUGCCAGAGAGAAGUUUCAGGGCUUGUCUCAGGAUGGCCAGACCAACUCAGUUUGUGAAGAAGUGACUCCAUGCUCAAGUCCCUCCAGAAGCACCAGUCUGUGUCUGGAAGAGCCCAGUGUGCCAGCGGUCGAGGAGACUUUAUCUCAUCCAGAAAGCUCCUGUGUGCCUGUAGCAUCUCCCACAGCAGAGCCAAACACCGACUUCCCGGACAAUACCAUGUCUGUCCAUCACGUGGUGUCUGACCUGGACAAGCCUCAGGAUCAAACUACACUUGAAGAUCGGCAGGUGAAAAAAGAGAACGAGGUGAACGAGGAUGAAACGUCACUAUCUUCUCAUUUUAAUUCACAUGAAGGCUUAGAUGAUGGUCAGAAGCAGGAGAUAAGCCUUCCUCACUCUGCACUUCAGCCCCCUUGCACAGAAAGUGCAGAAGAGCAGGAGUCCUCAUCUCCACCAGGAGGCGCCGUGACCUCAUCCUGCACUGACACUAGCAAACACGAAGUACGCGGCGACGACGCCCGGCCGCUGGACGACGACGACUCCGGGAUAAUCCCAGACCCAUCCCUUGACACGGCGACGGUUAACCCGAGUUUAGAUCCCAGCUCGUCCUCGUCUUCACUUCUGUGGCUGGAAAGCGACACCGAGGAGGCGGCCCCAAGACCGCGGGACCUGCACAAGAUCCAGGAGACGCUGCGGGAGCUGCAGGCUUUCCUGUACGAGGCAGGGGGCACGGAGGCGCGUCUGAACCACAGCAGGCAGCUGCAGAACACGCACAGCUCUGCGGAGUCGCAGCCCCGUGCCCCCGCCGUGUGGCAGAGAGCCAUGGAGAUGGAGGCACGCAUCAGACAGGCCGGCCUCACUCCUCCCUCGCUCAUGAAACGCUCAGCCUCGCUGGCUAAACUCGACCAGCUCGAGCUGUCCACGCAUGACCUGAACGACUGGGACUUCCGCUCAGAGCUGCCCUCCCCUUCCUCUUCGUCUUCCUCCUCAUCACGUUCUCAUUCUUACUCUCACGCUCUCUCCGACAGCCACGACGAGGCGCACAAGAAGCAAAGAGUUCUACCUCAAAUCCCCUCAGACACAGAUAGGACUGAAACCUCCUCUACAACCCCGCAGAACGGGCACGGAGGUGGCACCGGACCCCCUACGCAUGACUCUGAUCCUCCCGUCGUCUCCGUCUGCACACGGGAGCAGCAACACGCCAAGACGCAUCCCGUACGCCGGCAACGCAAAUCCGCGGACAAGAAAAAGACGGUCACCGUGCUGUACAAUACCAUGUGACCCAUUAGGAAGGGUUUGUUGAUGUGUGUCUGUACGUCUUUUGUAGCCCCUAGGUGUCACUCAGACUUCAGAAUUUGAUGGCUGGGGUCCCAGGGGUCACACGGAAGCUAAAACUAAAACUGUGAGUGUGUCCUACUGUAUCUGAUGUGUAAUGUUAUUAAUGAGUGUAUGGAAAUAUGUGCCCAAAAUCCAGCUGAUUUUAAAAAUGACUGGAAAUAAAAGGGCCUGUUUUCAAAACAUGCACUUUACUUGUUUUUAUUUUAAUAUUGUUAUUAUAGUUGUUCUUUUUAGUCUUGUUUUUAUUGGGUAUUUUGCACUGAUUUGAGAAGUAGCCUCUCCAUAUGUAUGUUUGUAUGUGUGUAUGUAUGUGUGUGUAUGUCUGUAACAGCGUGCUGACCUGUUCUUUUUGCUGGAACACCAAAAACACUUGAUAAUGUUGUUUUUUUACCCAAUGGCUAUAAAUAAAUUGCAUACAUUUUA